UAUUACUUGCCUAUAUCGGUGGAUACGGCGCGCGCGACGGACGUUGCUACCACUUUUUUUUCUUUUGUUAUUUAUUCAUCGUUAUAAUUUUUUUAAUAACAUAAUCAGUGACUUUUUUGGAUUCGCGUGCGAGUGUCUGUGACUGGGUGGACAGUUUUUUUUUUAAAUGAAGUGACGAAAUAAUUUUCGGUCAUUACUUUUGAAGUGAACAUGUGUUCUGUGCUGUAUUUAUUGUUAUUCGAAUGGAUUGCUACUGCUCCGAUAUAGUUUGACAUCUGAUGACCCGACAAAUCAAGAUAAAUACACAAUGGAAUGAGAAUAAAAAGAUUUCUGGUACAAAAGAAAAAAUGAGACAACCACACAACGCAAUUUCUAAACUUGAUGAAACAGACAAGGUCAAACUUUAGAAAGAUGAUAAUGAAAAAAAAGAUGCACAUAAUACGCCUCGAACUGACUUGACGUCUGUGGUACAUAUUUAAGAGACAUGACAUGUUAAAAGUGAAAACGAUUUUACAGACAUUUGUGUUGAAGAAGUAGAAGAGAGAGUGUUAAAGAAUGACGAUGAAGAGAAGUGUAGUGAUGGUGGUGUCUUUGUGAGUUUAAAGAAUGCCUGAUCGGGAUUCUGUGGGGGCUGGUACGGCUGGCAGUGGAGGUUUCCUGCCUCUUCAGUUUCCUUCAGCUUUCGCCGCGUUCCACGCUUCGACCCCUCCAGGGGCCCAGGCGACUGCUAUGCAUCACGCCACUCACUAUCAUCAUCAUGCUCAGCUAGCGGCAGCAGCGGCGGCGGCUGCAGGGGCCACCAGUGAGCUGAGCUACCUCGCAGCCCUACACCCUGCAUACCGACCAGUUCCUUACGACCAUCCCUUGUACGGGACUAACACUUUACGAGGGUUAGAGUAUUUAAGUGCUGCGAGAAGUCUCCAUCCAGAACUUCAUGCUGGCAGCACACUUGCGAGUCAGGAUUUCCAACUUAGUUUAGAAGGAUCAAGAAUAGCCUCUCCAACCCGCUUAAGGUUAUCAGGUGGUGCAAUAGGAGCAUCUGCCAAUCGCAAGCGGGCGGUCUCUUGGAGUCCUUAUUCUGCUGAAUCCUUGGACCUCGCUGCCGUCAUCAGGGCGUCUCCUGCUAGUUUGGCUGUGAGAGCACCCUCGGCUGCAUCCACUGGGAGCUAUGGCCAUCUUAGUGCUGGAGCAAUAUCCCCAGCGCUGUCCCUCUCGCAUGCGUCUCUCGCACAGCAGCUGUUAGCGCGGGGGGGCGUAGUAGGGGGAAGCGGCGUGUUGACGGGGGGGAUGCUGUUAGACCCCGCGCAUCAACAGGCUGCGGCCGCGGCCGCGCAUCACGCCGCACAUGCGCAUCUGGUUGCUGGUAUUCAUAGAUCUCACAUAUCCUCACCUACCCAACUCCUGAUGGGUGCUCCGGUAGAUGUUAGACCUGGUCUUGGUCUUGAUGGCACUCCACCAUCUCACCUGCAGCCGCCACCCCAACAGCCUGAAGUUACGAGCAUCAUGGAAGCUGAUAGCGCAUCAACAGCGAUGACCCAACGCAAGUCCCCACAGAGCUUGAUGUCUCGAGACAACAUGCACAGCAACAAACCGCUAUCUGCAGCAGCUGAGAGCACCGUCCAUGACGGGCUGGACUCCAAGGAUGAACCAGGAGACUUCAUUGAGACCAAUUGUCAUUGGGUUGACUGCAAACUAGAAUUCCCAACCCAAGACGACCUAGUGAAGCACAUCAACACAGACCACAUCCAUGCCAGUAAGAAAGCCUUCGUCUGCCGCUGGGUCGGAUGUUCCAGGGAUGAAAAGCCUUUCAAAGCCCAGUACAUGCUCGUCGUCCAUAUGAGAAGACAUACUGGCGAGAAACCUCAUAAGUGUACUUUUGAAGGUUGCUGCAAAGCCUACUCCCGCCUGGAAAACUUGAAGACUCAUCUCCGCAGUCACACAGGGGAGAAACCGUACACCUGCGAAUACCCUGGUUGUGCUAAGGCUUUCUCCAACGCCAGUGAUCGCGCUAAACAUCAGAAUCGGACACAUAGUAAUGAGAAACCGUACGUGUGUAAGGCUCCUGGUUGCACGAAGAGGUACACAGACCCGUCGUCUCUAAGGAAACACGUUAAGACUGUUCAUGGCGCUGAAUUUUACGCUAGCAAGAAACAUAAGGGUUGCAGUAGAGGCGACGAUUCAGCAGAAUCCGGUGGAGGUGGCGCUGGAUCGUCACCUCGCUCGGAGGAAGGUGGAGUGCCGACUGGAGUCAGAGGUCAUACGUCAUCUGCCUCCGUCAAGAGCGAGAGUCCAGCCUCGCCAAUACCACAUGGGCUGCAUACUCCGGCUCAUCAGUUGGCGCAGUGUGGUGGCGAACUCAACUUCGGUGGUUCAGAUCUUGGAGGGUUUAGUGACGAAAAUGGCGCUCCUUACUUUAGGCUAGAUGGAGAUGUGGAACAGGAAGUAGUGGGCGAGGUGGGUCAGCUGCCUCUGAUGCUUCGAGCGAUGGUGGCGAUAGGCGAGCCGCGUGCUCAUCACCACACGCCGCGCUUCGGAAACAAGAUGGGAGUCGGACGACUGAUGCCGCCUUCUCAUGCUGCGGAUUUGGGAGGAGGUGGUGCAAUGCCAGGAAGAACGGAACUGGGCAACACGAGUGUGGCGGUGGAACUGAAGACAGGUCUGCCAAACACGAGACGAGACUCCGGGAUAUCGUCGGGGAGCAGUCUAUAUAGUGCUAGAUCAUCAGACAUUUCCCGGAAGAGCAGUCAGGCAUCAGUGGUGUCAGGAGCGGUAGCCACGACCACGGGUGUCGCCGGGCCGCAGAGACUAGUCUCCCAACAUACCACCGUCUAUGAUCAGCUCUCACCCGAUAGCAGUCGAAGAUCUAGUCAAGUAUCAUGUGUGGGGUACGCUCCAGCUCCAUCAUCAGCUCUAGCUGCCGUGCAAGCUGUCAGAACAUCUCAAGGCAAUCAGGCGGUUCUACUUCGAGGAGUGACCUGCUCAGAAGUAAGAGCCGAGGAGUUGGCGUUAGAGCUGGACCCCACCGUGCAGGUAAAGGAGGAAGCCCGGAGACUGUCGGAGCAGUCCAACUUGAGCGACCAGACGCAGAGCUACCAGCCGUAUCCAUGUGGCACUGAUGAUGUGGGCGACGCACCUUUCCCGUUCAAGACAGAAGAUGACCACGACUCGACGACAUACAAGGACUCGCGGUCCAACUCCACUGGCACUGUGCUCAUCACCACUGCGCAGGUCCACCACCCCAACCAAGAAGUCAAUCUUGAACAGGUCGCGGAAGGAGAAAUGGUGGAGAACAAGCUGGUGAUACCAGAUGAAAUGAUGCAAUAUCUUAACCAAUCAAUAUUGGGAACCGAAUCGGUAGCACCAGCUCCCACCGACUCCACUAACCCCGAACCUGAAUCUAAAGACACUGACAGUGCAACCAAAGAAGCCGAUGAACCACAAACUAACAAUUCCAGUGAUAAAAUCAGUGACGUAGCGACCAGUGACGAUUCUCUACUCAAAAACCUAGGUGCCAUAGGAAGUGAUCUCAAUAUAAGUGAUAUUCCAGUCGAUUUAAGGUCGUUAGACGUUAGUAUGUCAGGGAAUAGUGGCUCGCUUCUAGCUGCUAAGUCACCUGACGACAAGAACCCUCCGCUGCAAGAGCAAGUCAUCCCUGAAGUGAACACUGAGAAUUGUGAAAAGGUUUCUAAGCCACAGGCUAAUAACGUCCCAGCGAAUAAUCCAUUGCAGUCAUUACAGACAAUGGCAGCUAAUCAGACUGAACAAUCGAAUAGAAUGAGAGUGAACAAUCCUCUACCUCAAAAACAGACUCCUGCGGUGAGUCCAAAAACGAUGGUCAUGAGUCCUCAAAGCUUGGCCCAUAGCAUGUUAAGUCCUCAAAGUCUUCCUCACAGUGCUAUGAGCCCACAAAGUGUAAUGAGUCCUCAUAACAUGCCGCAUAGCGUUAUGAGUCCACCGAGCGUUUAUAAUGUUAUGAGCCCGCAAAGUGUGAUGAGCGUUAUGUCUCCUCAACACAACGCAAUGAGCCCACAAAGCAUGCAAAGUCUGAUGAGUCCACAGAUGCCGAAUCAGAUUAUGAUGAGUCCUAGACACAACAACAUUGGAAGCCCAAUGUCUCAAAACAUGGCCAGUCCUAUGGUUAAUAUGGCGAGUCCCAUGGCUCAGAAUAUUAACAGUCCAAUGAGCCAUGGAAUGCCGAGUCCCAUGCAUCCUGGUCUUCAGAGUCCGAUGGCUCAAGGCAUGACAAGUCCCAUGGUGCAAAACAUGCCAAACCUAGCUAUGAACCCGCCGAUGAAUCCUCAAAAUCAGAUGACAAAUCCAAACCAGAAUAUGAUAAUGAAUAUGAAUCAACAACCUCAAAUGCCUGUUAUGAAUCAGCCACAAAUGGCAACAGUCCCUCCAAACUACAUGAAUAAUAGGCAGAAUUGUAAUCCGAAAAUGCCUAAUAAGAAUUUUAAUAACGUUCCUAAUCAAUUCCAGAAUCAGAACUUUAAUCAACCACCAAACUACCCAAUCCAGAAUCCACCGAUGAACCAGCAAAACGUGAUGAGGAGUCAAAACAUGCAACAAUACCAAAUGAUGCAACAGUUUAAUCAGAAUCAAAUGCCUAUGCCAAAUCAGAACAUGAAUUUCAAUCAGAUGAACAACCAAGUCAUCUACCCUCAAAAUUACCAGCAAAACCCCAUGCAUCCAAUGCAGAUGUCUAGAUCAUCAGUGAUGAGCGUUGAUAACAGUGGAAACAUGACUCGAGGGGCGAUGAACAGUUACUGUGAACAGAACCAACCUCCGAUGCAAAAUAUGCAACAAAAUCAGUACAGUCAAAACAUGCAGUACCCUCAACCACCUCCGUACAGUUCUGUAGUAAACAAUGCAAGCGUUAUGGGCCCGCCUCCUCCAAAGAACAACCACCAAUACAACCAAACAAUGAUGAAUAAUAACCAGUAUUAUAAUCAUCAACGACCUUACAACCAGUGGGAUUAUCCAGGCAACCAGUUCAACAAACACAACAUGCAGAAAUCGGUUCAGAAUUCAGUGAACAUGUCUACUGGUAGCCAGAAACCUAAUGGAGUGAGGGUUAAUUGCAACCAGAUAAAGGACCAACAGACAGAUUGUAGUAUGAAUAGUUUGAGGAGUAACAACCAAGCCGAUGUCCAAGUGUGGGACAUAUCUCAAUCUCAGAUAGAAGCAAGUAAUGGAAGAAAGAAGAAUCAGACAAACAAUACAAUGCGACAAGAAACGUACCAAAGAACUCUUGAGUACGUGGAAAACUGUGAAAACUGGAAGAGUUCUGAAAUGGUGUCUAGUACCACUCACCCAAUCCAAGGUGGUGACAAUAUGGUUGUGAACGAUCUCCAAACAUCCCUAUCUUCGUUUUAUGAAGAGAAUCAAUACCUCCAAAUGAUUCAGUAGUCCUGCAUUCAGAAUACUCUUCACAUUAUUAUAAGUUUUGUUUCGAUUUUACAUGACUGUGCGUUUAAUUUUGUUAAUUUCAAUUUUAUUGAUCUUCUGACAAAUUGUACGAUAAUACAAAAAUAUUUGAAUUAUUAUGAUUGAAAAUUGUAAUAGUUAUAAUUCAGAUAAAUUUUCAUAAUUUUGUUUUAUGUAGUUGUGAAAUAUCAAAACAUUAUUUGCGUUUAUCAUCUUUCUAUUUUUUAUUUUUAACAAAGAAAUUAAUUGCGCGCAUGUUCCGUUCAAUAACUGUCACAAGAAUUUAAACUACAUAAAUGAAAAUAUAUUUAAGUGAUUAAUUUAGGAAUCACAAGAGUCGUUGGUUGUUAUUUAAUGGUGCAAAAUGGUUGUCAAUCUUUUGUCUUAGACUGAUUAAUUGUAAAACUAAUUCUAAAAUUCUAAAUUAAGUCUGCUAAGAAUUUUAAAGUACAUUUUUGUUAUCAUUUUGAGUGAAAAAGACACGUCAUUGUACAUAUUGUAAUGUCUUCCAAGUAAAUUUAAGUACAAUAAUUAAAAUGCAUUUACAUUUUACAUUUUAAUUGCAUUAAAAGUCUAUGUACAUACAUUGUUGUACAUAACAUAACUUUACAAGGGAAAAACAGUGCCUUAAAUUUUAAAAUAAAAUUUUGUAAUACAAUUUUAAUUUUUAAUUGUAAUUUGUGAAUCUUUUAAUCUAUUUUAUUAAUUAAAUAUACAUUUUAAGUGACAUUUGAGAUUAUUAGACAUUUAGAAUUGUACAAAUGGAUACAUUUUUUUCUAGAAUUUUUACAGUAACGUUAAAAAUUUUAGACUUUAGAGUAAUUACUUAAAUAAGUAAGUAUAUUUUUAUAUUAAAAUUGUAGUUUGUAAAAUAAUUUACAGCAAUAUAUUAACGAUUUCUUUAAUUUAGACAACGAAUCUCUUAGUUUAAGUGCUGAUUAUGAGAUUACUAGUAUUUAGUUACUUAACGAUUUGUUAAUUUGUUUAUUAUUUAAAUUACGAGUAAAUAACAACGCACAAAUGAAUGUAAUAGAACAAGGAUUUUGUAUUUUGUAAUAAAUUAUUGUUUUUUACUGUUUAAACUACAAAC
Pectinophora gossypiella (pink bollworm) is the source of this 6517-nucleotide messenger RNA. RefSeq names its product transcriptional activator cubitus interruptus (gene ci). Gene Ontology annotation, biological process: regulation of transcription by RNA polymerase II. Lineage: Eukaryota; Metazoa; Arthropoda; Insecta; Lepidoptera; Gelechiidae. Gene Ontology annotation, molecular function: RNA polymerase II cis-regulatory region sequence-specific DNA binding; DNA-binding transcription factor activity, RNA polymerase II-specific. The record is from RefSeq and is a predicted model, not a curated record. Gene Ontology annotation, cellular component: nucleus. Bases 607 to 5409 code for a protein of 1600 amino acids. The transcript has 21 exons.